Numida meleagris (helmeted guineafowl) is the source of this 1173-nucleotide messenger RNA. RefSeq names its product rho GTPase-activating protein 32-like. Gene Ontology annotation, molecular function: GTPase activator activity. The transcript is spliced from 7 exons. Lineage: Eukaryota; Metazoa; Chordata; Aves; Galliformes; Numididae. Bases 191 to 1051 code for a protein of 286 amino acids. The record is from RefSeq and is a predicted model, not a curated record. Gene Ontology annotation, biological process: small GTPase-mediated signal transduction. Gene Ontology annotation, cellular component: fibrillar center; Golgi apparatus; actin cytoskeleton.
UUGUUCUGUAGUCCCCCAGGUCCUCAGGAGCUGCGCGGAAUUCAUUGAGCAGCACGGCGUGGUGCGGGGGAUAUACCGCCUGUCCGGCGUCGCCUCCAAGAUCCAGAAGCUGCGCCAGGAAUUUGAGUCUGAGCAGGUUCCGGAGCUAACGGACGUCCGUGACAUUCACAGUGUGAGCUCCCUCUGCAAAAUGUACUUCAGGGAGCUCCCGAGCCCUCUGCUGUGCGACCAUCUGUAUGAGAAGUUCUCGGAGGCUGUUUCUGCCGCUACGGAUGAGGAGCGGCUGGUGAGAAUGCAGGACGUCCUCCAGCAGCUGCCCCCGCCUCAUUACAGGACCCUGGAGUACCUGAUGAGACACUUGGCUUGUCUGGUUGGGAGCUGCUCCAUCACAAAUAUGCACGCUAAGAACUUAGCGAUUGUGUGGGCUCCCAACCUCUUAAGAUCACCGCAGAGCCAGUCUGCCUGCGUCAGCGGAGGAGCUGCCUUCAUGGAAGUGCAGAUGCAGUCGGCCGUGGUGGAGUUCAUCCUGAACCACACGGACGUUCUCUUCAGCUCCAAAUCCACGUCAGACGUCGGAGAUGGAGCAGGGCACGGUUCUUCAUCGGGGCCCAAGUCUCCGGGGGUGUCUUCUCCCUCCACAAAGCUGCUCACACUGGAGGAGGCACAGGCACGGGCACGAGGCCACAGCGGCUCUCCCGUCAUGGCGGAGAGCAGGGACAUUGAAGUGGAAGAAGGCCCCGCAGCUUUACAGGGGCAAUUCCACACAGUCAUUGACUUUCCAUCUGAAAGCACAUGUCCACCCAGGAAGAUGGAGAACUCAGCAGCUGGCUGUUGGUGUUCGUGCUUCAGCCUGGGGAAACCAUCCUCUGCGGCCAAGCGCCAACUGCGUCGCGAUCGCAGGGAGCCCUCAGAAACAGGAGUCCCAGUCCUGGCAGGUAAGGGCGCAAAUCCAGCUUUCAAGACACUGCUUUACAGCACCAUAGAAUUCCUGCGUUCAGUGCGCUUGUAUCCACUUCUAGCGUUCAAGCCCGGACCUAGCAUCUUCCGUUAAGCCCUGUCUUUCCUAAAUGAGUCUCUUGUGAACUCAGGAUCUGCACCUGCCGGAGCGCACCCCUCUCAUGCCUUUCCCCCAAGUAGGUUUUGACAGGCAGUGUAUGGGCAGCACUACAAUAU